CAUGCCUGCGCGGUGCCAGCCCAGUGCUCAUCCCUGUGCCACGGGACCAGGCCAAAGAGGGACAGCCAAACCCUUCAGCAGCUCCAGGUCCAUUUUCAUCAGCCGGUGACAGCCACCAGGAGAUGUGCUCUCAUCACCGGCUGCGCUCCCAACCGCACCAUGCACAGCCAACCUCCACCUCGCCCCCACCGUGGGUCCCCCCACCUUCUCCCAAUGACAGCCCCCACAUCCAUAGAGCCACCACGGCGCUGCUCACCCAUCUGGGCAACACAAGCUGCCACCCCAGGGAAGACACACGCUGCAGAAAACCAUCUGUGGACCCUCAAGGAUGCCCACAAGCUGGGGCUGAGCCCUCAGAAGGUGCUGGCACCACCAGAGAUGCCUUCCCUGCGCUCACACAGGGCCUCAGGCGUGCUCUCCCAUGCGAAACCCACACUGUUGUUUUUGUUCCUCCAAAACAUCACUUUGGGAGGUCACCUGAGGGCAGCCAGCCCGGGCACCGCUCUACUCGCAGCCAAGGGGAGAACAAGCAGGAACCAGUGGCCACAAGAGCUUUUGUCAAGCCCAAUGUGCUCACGUCUAAGGGACGGCAUCGCGCUCCAUCAAAGGUGGCGGGGAUCAAACACACACCCCAACAUCUCCCCGCUCUGACGUCAACAAAACCCUCCGGCGUCACCCACGGCGCUCCACCAGGGAUGCCAACCCCAGGGCUGGGGGGAUGCAGCCGGGUAGCAUCUCCAUUGGGAUGUUGGAAUUCCCAUGGCGGUGCUCGCACCACCAUGCUCCGGCUGCUGCUCCAGCCGCACGUUUCCAGGGGGUGGUGGGAAUGGGGGACACACACACAUUGGAAUUUUGCUGGAAUUCAGCAGCUGCAGCAGCAGCAGCAGAGCACGGGGAGGUUCCAGGCUCCCAGCCUGGCUUAUCCCCGGGGAGAGGUUCAGAUCCAACGAGUUCCCCCCCCGACUCUGCAUCCCCGCACAUGGGGUGCGCGCACCGGGGGGGGACCGGGGAGCCCCCCGCUGCCCCCCGUGACGUCACCGGGAUAGGGCCAGGGGUGGUCGAGCUGGGGCGGGGGCGAACAUGGGGACACACAAACGACACCGAAGUGGGGGGGGACGGACCCCGGGUACGGGCUGUGGUUGUAAAUGGGAGUGCGGUGGGAUGGGAGCGCGGGCGGAACGG
Messenger RNA from Strigops habroptila (Kakapo), 1182 nucleotides. RefSeq lists its product as uncharacterized. The coding region runs from base 123 to 1046 and encodes 307 amino acids. The transcript has 2 exons. The record is from RefSeq and is a predicted model, not a curated record. NCBI's taxonomy places the organism in Eukaryota, Metazoa, Chordata, Aves, Psittaciformes, Psittacidae.